GCCCCGCCCCGCCCCGGUUCCCGUUUCCGGCGGGCGCUGCGAUUCCUGCGGGCGGCUGGCGUGCCCUCUACCUGCAGCCCAGGACUCCCGGAGGGCGAUUCCGGUGCGGGCCAGGUGUCUGUCAACUCCUGCAGCCUGACACAGGAGGAGAAGGACCAUGCAGAAGAAUACGGGCCCGCUAGUGCCUUUACACUACUUUGGUUUUGGCUAUGCGGCUCUGGUGGCCACUGGUGGAAUCAUUGGCUACGCCAGAGCAGGUAGCGUGCCGUCCCUGGCCGCGGGCCUCCUCUUCGGGAGCUUGGCAGGCCUGGGGGCCUACCAGCUGUCUCAGGACCCGAGGAACGUGUGGGUUUUCCUGGCUACGUCCGGGACCUUGGCUGGCAUCAUGGGGAUGAGAUUCUACCACUCUGGAAAAUUCAUGCCUGCGGGUUUAAUUGCAGGUGCCAGUUUGCUGAUGUUCGCCAAAGUUGGAAUUAGUAUGUUGGACAGACCCCAUCAGUAAGCAUCCUGUCCCUGGGCUCGGGAAGAAUUAAACAUCUCCAGACUUCAUUGUUUCCAAUGUAUUCAGGAAAUGAAAUGUGGCAUUUUUGAAUAG
This is a messenger RNA of Ochotona princeps (American pika), 595 nucleotides long. It is a transcript of the gene TMEM14C, whose product is annotated as transmembrane protein 14C. Gene Ontology annotation, biological process: regulation of heme biosynthetic process. Bases 158 to 502 code for a protein of 114 amino acids. Gene Ontology annotation, cellular component: mitochondrial membrane. The transcript has 6 exons. The record is from RefSeq and is a predicted model, not a curated record. NCBI's taxonomy places the organism in Eukaryota, Metazoa, Chordata, Mammalia, Lagomorpha, Ochotonidae.